Messenger RNA from Cottoperca gobio, 4936 nucleotides. It is a transcript of the gene trhra, whose product is annotated as thyrotropin-releasing hormone receptor a. Gene Ontology annotation, cellular component: membrane. The transcript is spliced from 2 exons. Gene Ontology annotation, biological process: phospholipase C-activating G protein-coupled receptor signaling pathway. NCBI's taxonomy places the organism in Eukaryota, Metazoa, Chordata, Actinopteri, Perciformes, Bovichtidae. The coding region runs from base 1 to 1239 and encodes 412 amino acids. The record is from RefSeq and is a predicted model, not a curated record. Gene Ontology annotation, molecular function: thyrotropin-releasing hormone receptor activity.
AUGGAAAACCUCAUCAUGGAUAACAUUACUAUGGAGAAUGUCACGUCAGUGCAGGACAAUCAAACAACCCUGGGUGUUUGGACUGACUACACAGGUGAAUACAAAGUGGUCAGCGUGUUUUUGGUGUGCCUCAUAUGCGGGAUGGGGAUUGUGGGGAAUGUGAUGGUGAUACUGGUGGUGCUGACCACCAAACACAUGCGGACCCCCACUAACUGUUACCUGGUAAGCCUGGCUGCGGCUGACCUGAUGGUGCUGACGGCCGCCGGGCUGCCCAACAUCACCGACGCCCUGAACGGACAGUGGGUGUACGGCUACGCGGGCUGCCUGGGUAUCACUUAUUUGCAGUAUCUGGGAAUAAACGCGUCCUCCUGCUCCAUCACAGCAUUCACCGUGGAGCGCUACAUCGCCAUCUGCCACCCCAUCAAAGCGCAAUUCCUGUGCACUUUAUCCAGGGCGAAGAAAAUCAUCAUGCUGGUGUGGGCGCUCACCUCCGUCUACUGCGUAAUGUGGCUCUUUCUGUCGGACACAAAAACGUUGGUGUACGACAACGUGGUGCUCCUCAGCUGCGCCUACAAGGUCUCCAGGAGUUACUACCUGCCCAUUUACUUCACGGAUUUCGCGGUGUUUUACGUGCUGCCUCUCAUGCUGGCCACGGUUCUGUACGGGCUGAUCGCCCGGAUACUUUUCCUCAACCCGCUGCCUUCAGAUCCCAAGGGCAGCAGCAAGAAGUGGAAGAAGGAGACGAGUCAGGGAGGGAGGAUGAUCAGCACCUGCUCCUCCAGCAGCACCACGGCCGCCUCGCGCAGACAGGUGACAAAGAUGCUGGCUGUGGUGGUGAUCCUCUUCGCCUUACUUUGGAUGCCCUACCGGACCUUAGUGGUGGUUAACUCCUUCCUGGACAAUGCCUACCUGGACACCUGGUUUCUUCUCUUCUGCCGUCUCUGCAUCUACCUAAACAGCGCCAUCAACCCGGUCAUCUACAACGUUAUGUCCCAGAAGUUCCGCGCUGCUUUUAAGAAGUUGUGUCACUGCGGCCCACAGCGUAUGGAAAAACCAGCUUCUUACAGUGUUGCGCUCACCUACAGUGUCAUCAAGGAGUCUUCCAAUGGGGAAAGUCCUGACCACUUCACGACAGAAAUGGACGAUGUUACCACUCCAACGGAUCAGUACUUACCUGCAAGCAUCCUACCAAGUGCCAAGAAGAUGCCGUUCGCAAAACCUAUCCCUGUCAGGGAGUGAUGGCAAAGCCUGACAAAGAAAACGUUGCACUUAAAGAGGAUAGCAGAGACUCUGGCAGCUGUAGAAUGGAUUUAGUCACCCAUGGGACAUUUCAGAGAAGUUUUAAGUAAAAAUUACCCAGAUACUUACAAUUUAAUUUCACCAAGGUGUUUUCUCUUGGAAAUGGUUCUUUUAUUUGGCAAAGACAAUUUGCCAAAAGCAAAAUAGGAUGCUAUUUGAUUUUUUGGAUAAGAUUUUAGCAUUGUAUACAAAAGAAGAGCAGGGAGCAUCCACAAACCUUGCAAAGGUAGAAUUUAUUGAUACAACAAACUGAAACUAAAUUAAAGUGACCUGCUUUCCUCUCUCUCCACACAAAGCAGAACCAGACAAAUAUGUCACACUUAAUAUUGGAAAGUUUCCGAAGUGAAUAUCAUGUGGCUGAGUGAUAUGACAAAAUAUUCAACAAAUUCUAUUGAUAUUUAUUGAGAUAUAAAUGAAGUCAUCCUAAGUAGGAUGCAAAACCCGGAAAAAAAAUGAAGAAUAUUGCAAGCUGCAGACAUAAUAUCUAUUUAAAUGAUUAAAUUAUCCAAAAUGAAACAUAAAAUAUUCAAUCCUGUCAGUCUAUCCCUAUGAAUCCCGCUGUGUGAAAUGUUUGCAGUCAUGGAGCUCAUAUCUUGGGUCAGUAAUGUUACAGUUUGUUGCAGGGGUGUUUCUCUAAGAGCUACUUGUUCCUAAGGGUGGGUCUAAUUACUGGUGAGAGUGCAAGCGCUUGCACUUUGUGUGCAGUAUCAUAUGGUGAUGCUUCAGGUUUAAAUUAGUUCCUGUCCUCCCGCUAACAUUGUACAUCACCUAAAGUAUCAGUUUAGUGUCAGACUCUUAAUUAAAUUAGCCUUGUCCUGUUUGGGACUAUCUCAAAAACGUCUGUUAAUGGAAACCAAAACAAAUGGUUUGAGUCGAGCCAGUGUCGUAUAAUGCAGUGGAAAUGUGACAUAAGCAGCCAAAGUAACGCCACACUACUGACCGUUACUUUGUUUCUCCACGGCAACUCUUUACCAUUGAAGGUUGUUGGAGCUGCUGAGCUGUCGCUUUCUGUAUCAACACACAAAAGUUUCCUCUAAGGAAGUGCACUUCUCUACUGUCUAACUCAAGCCCCGAGGAACAGCGCCGGGCUUUGAGCCAAUUUGACAUAGUGUAGUGUAAUUACAACUAUAUGAUCUGUGGUUUACGUUGGGAAAAAGACAUCUGUAAAUCAGCUGAUCAUUUAUUUUUGAAGUACUUCAGCUCACCAGUAUGAACACUACAAUAUCCCUUAAUUAAAUCAUUAUGUUCUAAAAGUUGUAGCCGAAUCUAGAGUUAUUUCGGUUCUGUCGUUCAUGUGAACGAGCACGAGACCGAGCGGUCGAGAGGCGGGGUUAAAGGAAAGGCUAGUGUGCUUGCUCUAUGGGCCCAUGGAGAUCUGGAUAGAUACCCAGGAAGUCAAACUUUUUUGGCUUCAUGAAACACUGAUAAACUUUCAUAGGAAUGAACAUCCAUGGUCUAACUAUCCAACUUCUGAUACCAAAACAGUUGCAGUGAUGUGUUUAGUUAACUCAACCAGCAGUGCCAUGCCUAUAUGUAGAUAGCCUCCACCAAAAGAAAAGAAACUCCUGUUAACUUCAAACUUUUCUUAUAUCCAUAUUGUGUCCUAUUAGCUGUCUUGCUAACGAGAUUUAUUGCAGUCACUAGGGUGUCAGGCCUAUGUUCCCUCAGAACCUAUGCAUUUCUUUCCCCAUCCAAAUUAGGCCCAACGUUCCCUCUGCAAAUGAAGACUGGUGACGAUUAUACAUGUGUGUAUGCAUGGCAUUUUAAACACUUAUUCACUUAUUAAAAUAACUUAUUAAAAGAACAUGGUUUGGGUUAAUAUAGACCCUUUCUGGCAGAAAGCCCUGAGGCCUAACGUCUCCUAUGUGCGCCGGAGGUACUGAUCUGAGGGAACAUAGAGCUGAGGGAACAUAGACACGCUGCCAUCACUACGGCUAACAUCAAGCUAGCUGUUGGUGUUGGUCAGUAAAUACCUCCAAACUGUAGGCUGGCUGUGUUUUCUUCUCUACACAUGGUAAACACGUGAGAUGUAAUGUGUGGAUGUGGAGGCUUUGAAGUUGUGUAAAAGUCACCAAUGGUAAAAUAACGAGUAAUGUAACUAAUUCGCAUGACUUUUUCUGCAGAGUAAUUAGUAAAGUAACUUUAUUUUAAUUAAUUAUAUGUAAUGUUUAAAUUAUUACAUUUUUCAAGUAACUUGGCCAAAUCUGUAUAUGACAGAAAUAGCUUGGUCUCUGUGUUGGGAUUGGGUAGCAUGUAAUAAUAUGUAAUAGUAUGUCGUCAAGCUAUCUAAUUUAUCUACAGGAUAUCAAAGUUUCAAAUUUUCUAAUAAAGGACAUUUUUCUGUCACAAUCAGUAUUUAUAUGGUCAAGUCCUAGCAUGUCAUUGGUACCCAGGAUAACUUGUAGCAAAAGUAUUUCCUAUUUGUUCAUAUACCUGCCCACCAUGAACCGGGACAUUUCAACCACACUGGUAGAGAGAAAGCACAGAUAUGGAAUAACAUGACCCUUUCAAAAGGUCCAAGUAAAGAAAAGGACAGAUAUUACAGACACUAAUUUAAACCUGCUGUGUCAAUUUAAAACCUCCUGGACUCUAAUGAUUCCUACAGGGACUUUGAUGUUAACAGUGGCUGACACUCAAAAGUUUUAUGUUGCUUUGGUCACUGUGAAGACGACCACUGUGAAAACUGUGAGUAGUCUGUGUAGUCAGUGGCCAGUGUAUAAUAAUGAGGAAGAAAUAUGUAACCCUGACAGAGAGGCUGUUGGUCAAAGGGUCAGAUAACUGUCGUGGCAGUAAUUCACUGAUAUUGCCUGAGAGUGCAGCACUUUUUGGUGAUGUUUCUGCUCAGCGAAUCCCACAGAGCAAUGAUGGAAUGUGUAAAUAGAUCACAACAAAGUGCCACACUUGAGUUGGUGCAAUCCACAGUAUGUAUAGCUCACCCUGCUAUUAAAAGAGGAAUUUUGUGCUGUUUGUUUGAGCUAUGCAUACAGUAUGUAUAAAUUAAAGAGCACUCAGAGGGAAUGAAUACUAGGUUAACUAAAUGUAGAAACCUGAUCAUUCUGAAGAGCAGGCUUUUCAUUUAUUGUAAAUUUGCUUAAAAUGAAUUGUGCAGUGCAAUGUGAAAUUAAAUAUUGUGUUUUCAAAUGUGUGCCCGCAAGUGCAUUUAAAAAAAAGGAAAAUAGCUUGUUUUGAUCCAUCGUUCCAUUAGUGAGUUUUUUUAUAAUUUCAAACCAAACUUUAAUAUGUGACAAAUAAAAAAAAAGGUUUGAAGUUUGUAGCGUAAAGUACCUCUCAUUGUGCAAUUUUAUUGAUUCCUCCCUUUGCUCUCAGUUAAAACACAUUUUGUUUUUGGCAAAACAUUGCUAUACCGAUAACAGUUGUAAUGGAAAUGUCUUCUGUUCUGCACCACGCACACUUUGCUGCAUGAACGCAAGCUUUAGUGAGCUCAACACAAAGAUGACAAAAUCUAACAUCUGAUGUAUUUCCAUCUGAGGCGUUGCUUUGUGCACAUUUCUGUCUCAAGGUAGCUUUUUCUGCUCUUGCUGUUCAAUGUUUUGUUUUGUAUUUUUUAUUGUUCUUUGUCUAUAAUAAACAGACGAUAAUUACAGCGCCUCGUGGGUGGUGCAAUAUUGCUACAUUU